CGACAUUUCCGCCCGCAAUUGAAAGCGAUAAUUAUUAGCAAGUGUUGGGUCAGUCAUGUUUAAGUCAUGAUAUGUCCAUGCUAUAUUAUCUACUGACAAAUGUGUAACUUCCGACUGCACUUGAAUAGGACAAAAAUCACGAAUUCCCGCCAGUUGCCGCGCGCGAACCGCUUCAGGGACAAAAGAGGACUUUACCUUUUAACUUAGUUAGUGAAACAUGUAUUUCUUUAGUCAGUAGCUCAAUAUUCUUGUCGUUUUCUAGCUAGCAUAAUUCAAUAAGCCAAGGUUCUAGUUUUGAUAGCUUUACUGACAAUCUUUUUUAUCGCGUGAGCAGUUGAAACACCAGAGUAUAGCUAAGUGAGCAAUUUAACGUUAGCUUAACGUUACUUACAAAGGUUAGCUAACUUAGCUGACUUUGGCUAAAGAUCCUUGCUGACUGACAGUAACUGAACGAACUGAACCAGCAAAGUUUAACCCAUAUUAUAUUGAAAAUGAAAGCUGCGGAGGAUCAGGUUGUUGAAGAUGAUUCUGGUUUCCUUGAUGAUGAGGAGUCCUUCUUCCAAGACAUUGACCUCCUACAGAAACAUGGGAUUAAUAUGGCAGACAUCAAAAAGCUGAAGUCAGUGGGUAUCUGCACUGUGAAGGGGAUCCAGAUGACUACCCGCAAGGCUUUGUGCAACAUUAAGGGUCUUUCAGAGGCUAAAGUGGAAAAAAUCAAGGAGGCUGCUGGGAAAAUGCUGAAUGUUGGUUUCCAGACCGCCUUUGAGUACAGUGCAAAGAGGAAGCAGGUGUUCCACAUCACAACUGGGAGCCAGGAGUUCGAUAAGCUUUUAGGUGGAGGUAUAGAGAGUAUGGCUAUCACGGAGGCAUUUGGAGAGUUCCGCACAGGGAAAACCCAGCUGUCUCACACACUCUGUGUCACUGCUCAGCUGCCAGGCGAGGAUGGCUACUCAGGCGGGAAAGUUAUCUUCAUUGACACAGAGAACACCUUUCGUCCAGACAGGCUGAGAGACAUGGCUGACAGGUUUAACGUGGACCAUGAUGCUGUGCUGGACAACGUGCUUUACGCCCGGGCCUAUACCAGUGAACACCAGAUGGAGCUGCUGGACUUUGUAGCAGCCAAAUUCCACGAGGAAGGAGGAGUGUUCAAACUGUUGAUCAUCGACUCCAUCAUGGCUCUGUUCAGAGUAGACUUUUCUGGUCGAGGCGAGCUGGCUGAGCGGCAGCAGAAACUGGCCCAGAUGCUCUCCAGGCUUCAGAAGAUCUCUGAAGAGUACAACGUAGCAGUGUUUGUUACCAACCAAAUGACAGCCGAUCCCGGCGCAGGGAUGACGUUUCAAGCUGACCCCAAGAAGCCAAUUGGUGGUCAUAUCCUGGCCCACGCCUCCACCACACGGAUCAGCUUGAGGAAGGGGCGUGGAGAGAUGAGAAUUGCCAAAAUAUUUGACAGUCCUGAUAUGCCUGAGAAUGAGGCCACUUUUGCCAUCUCUGCUGGAGGAGUUACUGAUGCCAAAGAGUGAAAGAUGAAAGAAGAGAGACACACAUGUUUGCAGUUUCCUGUUCAUGUCAAUUUAAAGUUAUUUAAGGUAUUUUUAAUGAAUUUAUUUAUUGAGUUUUAUAGCUUUAUAUAACCUCUUAAAGUUACACUGACAGUCUUGUACUGUGGUACUUUUGAUGUAUUUAUUUUAUUUAUACGCUUUGUGGUAUUUUUCCUGUGUAUCAGAGAUUUUAAAAUAAACAACAAAAAAAGACAACAGUUAUCUACUUUUCAUAGUUUAUUCUGGUGACCGGCAGAUUGCUCAAAUUACCUGCAGAGAUAAAGAGAAAUGUAAAGUUAGUGGUAACAUGACGGUAAGUCCGGUGCUGGCCUCUAGCGGUGUUUGCAGGACGCGCAGCGGCUGUAACGUUACACCACUUCUCGUCGGAUGCGAGAUCCAUAUGGUUGCGAAAGCGAGGCUUAACAAAGCAAUGGGAACUUCACCAAACGUGCAGCUAAGAGUCUAAAAACACCAGCAACUACACGUUUUAACGGAACCAUAAAAAUCAUACAUCUUCCCUGGUAGUGUAAAGGUUGUCAACUCUGGAAAAAGGAGCGAUGGACCCGAGAGA
Molecule: messenger RNA, 2109 nt
Organism: Siniperca chuatsi (mandarin fish)
Lineage: Eukaryota; Metazoa; Chordata; Actinopteri; Centrarchiformes; Sinipercidae
Gene: dmc1
Product: DNA meiotic recombinase 1
Exons: 13
Coding region: 492-1520 (342 amino acids)
Biological process (GO): chromosome organization involved in meiotic cell cycle; DNA strand invasion; reciprocal meiotic recombination
Cellular component (GO): condensed nuclear chromosome; nucleus
Molecular function (GO): double-stranded DNA binding; ATP hydrolysis activity; ATP-dependent DNA damage sensor activity
Source: RefSeq, a predicted model, not a curated record